ACCAAAAAACUAAUCUCUCAACUACAGUGAAAACAGCGAAUUUUUUUGUAGACAGUAAAUGUUAAUAAAUAACGUCAAUAAAGAUAAGAAACUAAUCAAAUAAAUUUUUGGAAAUCGAAGAAAACUUAAAAACAUUCGCUUCGCUAGACUGAAAAACUCCUCCUUCUCCUAUAUCCUUGUUUGUGGCAUUCGUUGGGGUCAAAUGAUCUUGAAACAUGGAUGUUGAAAUUCUAUCCAAAUAUGCCGUUCUCAUGCGCAACACCAAAGUGCGCCUUCAUCAAAGUCCCGACAUUCUGAUCGAAGAUGACGGCGAAAAGAAUAACGAUGAAAUCACAGUCGAUGCUGGUGCACUAAUAAAAAUAUUUCAAUCGAAAACACCUUCAAACAGUGGCCAAAGUUCUAGUGGCUCGAAAAAUUUGAGUACUAUUCAAGUACUUGAUCUGAUCAAUAAAAUGCCCAUCUUUGAAAACCUUUACGAGUGUCCCCAGGCCAGUUUGCGACGUGUUGACGAAAAUCUUUGGCCUUAUAUUAUCAGCAUUGUGGAUCCCGAACAGCGUUUACGCAUGCUGCAAGAUACAAAUCAUUGCAAGUGGCUGGUGUAUUUAAAAAUCAAUGACUUUGUCAGUGUAUCGGGUGAAAUGUUCGAUAGACCUGGUACAAAUUUCGAUUGUAUAAUUCGUUAUAUAGGACCAGUUACGGAACUUCAUUCUGUUGGUUACUUUUUUGGCUUGGAAAUAUUGGAUUUAAAUAGUGGUUAUUCACCUCAAUCGGAUAAAGUGACAUUUGCCACUUCAUACAUGCAGUGUGAUCCAUUAUUGUCCAUAUUCACCACAGCUAAUUGGAUUUCGCAAAUACCCAAAGAACAACAAAAAACAUUUUCUACUCGUGGCAUAAUAAAUGGUGCACUAGAAAAGCUGAAGUCUGCCAUUGGUCCUAGCAGUUCUUUAACGGGAAGUGUUGCCAGCAACACCUCAUCACUGAAAAGGGAUAAAAAAGCCAAGAAAAAUAAAACACCAUCAGCCCAGUUUUAUGAUCAAACAGAGGACACCACUGAUAGUUGCACCUACAAUAAUAACAAUAACAACAACAACAACAACAGCAACAAUAAAAUGGAACGCAGCAAAAAGGAACCAUCAAAUACUGCCAUGACACUAAACAGUGAAGAGUUCAAACAGUCUAUAGAAAUUCGUGAAAAAAGUUUGGAACGUCGAGCCACUACCAAUACGGUACAGACCCAAACACAACCGCAAAGUGGUAUAUUAAAAAAUAAACACAAAGAUCAAACAAAAUCUACAUCUAUUGUACCGGUAAGUGGUCCCGAAAUUGUGGUCAUACAUAAUACUGACAUAGAUGAGUCGAAACGUCAAGAAGUUAUUGUUUUUGAUAAGGAACGCCACGAUGUCGAUUUAGCAGAAAUACUUGGCAGUGACUGGCCAACAACGGCUGGUGAUGCUGCAGUAAUCUUGAAUAAACAAAAGUUACAAAACUCCAAUAUCUCGGGCAUUGCUGGUGGCAGUUCAGUGGGUAAUAACAUCGGUACAACAAAUAAAACUAAUCGCAAUAAAUCAUCUAAUCCAUUGACACAUUUAGCUGGCAAUAAUGCAAAAAAGACAAAUGAUUCGACUUCUUCAAACAAUAAGAAUAUCGACAAUAAAAAAAUACAAAAGUCUCAUAACAGCAAUCCCAUACCGGAAACAUAUGAUAAAAUUGACACACAACAACUUCUGUAUGCUAAUACACCUUCCAAUCAAAUUGAUACAGAUGCAGCCUAUGAUCCGCCUGAAUUUUUGCCCGCUGUUUUGGAUAGUGAAUUUAUGCAAGUGCCAUGCUUACAAGAGGUGCCCAGCACAGAUUUAGGUAUGGGCUCUAUGGUCGAGGUCAAUGUACCAGAGUCAAAUAAACAUUUGUACGGCGUUAUACGUUGGAUUGGCGUUCCACCUGGCAAUAAGAAUAUUUUGAUUGGUGUGGAAUUGGAAGAUGACUGUAUUGACAAACAACUUCUAACAACAGAUGGCGGAUAUAAUGGUAUUUCAUUGUUUAAGUGCCCAGUUGGUCGGGGUAUUUUUGUUACUAGCGAGCAGUGCUCUAUUGACAGGCGAUUUUUAGGGGCAGAUGGUGGAGCUGUUGGCAAUGGCAUUACUGAAGCAGCUGAUAUUAAAUCAAAAACUACAAAUGGUUUUCAUGAGGAACAGCAAACAUUUGGUUUUAUGGAAUGUCCCGUUGUGCCGGGAGCAGUAGCACCUAUCAAAUGUUCCAGUUUGAAUGGAUUAGAAGAGCUAUGCGGUAACUUUAAAGGCAUACAAGGUCAUCACAAUUCAUGUUAUUUGGAUGUCACUCUAUUUUCCAUGUUUGCUUUUACGCCAGUAUUCGAUGCAAUUCUGUAUAGACCUCCAGAAAAAGAUGACAUUUCACACUAUACCGAAGUGCAAACAGUUUUGCGAGAAGUAAUUGUGAAUCCUUUGCGCAAACAUAUGUUUGUUAGAGCUGAUCGCGUAAUGGAAUUACGACAAUUAUUGGAUAAACUGAGUUCAGUUAGUGGUUUGACGAGCGAAGAAAAAGAUCCCGAAGAGUUUCUAAACUGUUUAUUGUCACAGAUCAUGAGAGCAGAACCAUUUCUUAAGUUUAAUUCUGGCCAGGAUGCCUACUAUUACCAACUGUUUGUUGAGAAAGACGAACGUUUAUCAUUUCCCAGUGUCCAACAAUUGUUCGAACAAAGUUUUUACUCAUCUGAUAUUAAGCUGAAGGAAGUGCCUUCGUGUCUUAUAAUACAAAUGCCUCGAUUCGGUAAAAGCUUUAAAAUGUAUCCGCGCAUAUUGCCCUCACAAGUAUUGGAUGUCACCGAUAUAAUAGACGACUCGCCACGUCAAUGUUCCGUUUGCGGCAAAUUGGCUGAAUAUGAAUGUCGUGAUUGUUUUGGUGUGUUACAGAAUGGUAUUGGCUUAGAGAGUACAUCAUUUUGUCCCAAGUGCCUGGAAACUGUGCAUAUGCAUGCUAAGAGAUCCAAUCAUAAAAAUCGCAAAUUAUCUGUGCCACAAGAUUUUCGUGUAAUGGCCGAUCAUAUGACCGUACCACGUUUGUAUAUGGAACUCUUUGCGGUGGUUUGUAUUGAAACCUCUCAUUAUGUAACAUUCGUAAAGGCUGGUUCGGGCCCCGAUGCGCCCUGGUGUUUCUUUGAUUCCAUGGCGGAUCGAAAAGGUGAACAGUACGGUUAUAAUAUUCCAAAAAUGAUAACUGUACCCGAUUUGCCACAAUGGCUGUCGGAGGAUGGUGCACGUACUGUUAAUGAAACUUCUUCCAAUGAUAAAAUGUUACCAGAGCAUGCCAAGCGUUUGUUUUGCGAUGCAUACAUGUGUAUGUAUCAAAGUACAGAUGUCAUGAUGUAUCGUUAAUUUAUUAUUACUAUUAUUUAUGUCUUAAUUUUGUUAAAAAGUUAAGUUUCUUUUGUAAUAUUUUUAGUUUACAUACAUAACAGACUUAUUUACAUAUCUUUUCGUUAAAGAUACAAAUUUGUUUUUAGUCGGGUUAUUUUACAGAUCGUAUUUAUAAUUUAAUAAAAUAUGCAAUUUUGUUUAAAUAAAUCAAAA
Messenger RNA from Calliphora vicina (urban bluebottle blowfly), 3584 nucleotides. It is a transcript of the gene CYLD, whose product is annotated as ubiquitin carboxyl-terminal hydrolase CYLD. Gene Ontology annotation, cellular component: cytosol. The record is from RefSeq and is a predicted model, not a curated record. The coding region runs from base 216 to 3389 and encodes 1057 amino acids. Gene Ontology annotation, molecular function: K63-linked deubiquitinase activity; cysteine-type deubiquitinase activity. The transcript is spliced from 12 exons. NCBI's taxonomy places the organism in Eukaryota, Metazoa, Arthropoda, Insecta, Diptera, Calliphoridae. Gene Ontology annotation, biological process: protein K63-linked deubiquitination.